This is a messenger RNA of Sphaeroforma arctica JP610, 235 nucleotides long. RefSeq lists its product as hypothetical. The annotation marks the transcript as partial. The transcript has 2 exons. The record is from RefSeq and is a predicted model, not a curated record. NCBI's taxonomy places the organism in Eukaryota, Ichthyosporea, Ichthyophonida.
AUGUCGAUCCGUGUGCCACUAGAAUAUGAAAUUAAACGGAAUAGCUCGAAGGAUACGUUCUGGUGGCCGCUCGCCAAGAUCGAACGCGACUGUUCACCUUACGUUCUUGCGCUCGUUCGCCAAUACGAUGAGAAAGUUGCGUCUAUAGCCGCUGGUACAGACAGGAGAGAAACCACCGAGCCAGCUAUUCUCGAGCAUUUGAGGGACUUUGGGCUGGCCGAUGAGUACUCAAAAG